Molecule: messenger RNA, 2190 nt
Organism: Rosa rugosa (rugosa rose)
Lineage: Eukaryota; Viridiplantae; Streptophyta; Magnoliopsida; Rosales; Rosaceae
Product: (-)-alpha-pinene synthase-like
Exons: 8
Coding region: 1-1878 (625 amino acids)
Biological process (GO): diterpenoid biosynthetic process
Molecular function (GO): terpene synthase activity; magnesium ion binding
Source: RefSeq, a predicted model, not a curated record
AUGGACGAAAGUGCCCUUGAAAAUUUGCCAGCUGGCAACGUCCCUAACGGUUCUAGGUACCAAUUUUCAGUCGAGGUCAAAGCCUCAGCUACUGUUCUGAUAUUUUUAAAACGUAAGGCCCUAUUUAUACGUCAAUGUCCAAGUGAUAUUCUUCACCAAACAUUAACAAAAGCCAUCCAGAUAUCAUUACACAUAGAUUUAGAAACAGAAACCGAUCAUGUUGGUCCAACUGUUGAGUUACAAAACACCAUGCCCGAAAUUGCUCGUCCAAUGACAAGUUUUCAACCAGGCAUUUCCAUAGAUGAGUUCAUCGACUGUCACUCCCUCGACAGCAUAACUCAUGCCCGUAUGCAACAGCAAAUUGACGAACUGAAAGUAUUAGUGAAGGGAGAAGUUUUCGCAUCAUAUGAUGUUUCUUAUCAGCUGAAAUUAAUUGAUGAAAUCCAACGCCUAGGCGUGGCAUACCAUUUUGAAACAGAAAUAGAUGAAGCACUAGAAAAUAUCUAUGUUAAAUACCAUGAUGAUGGUGAUGUCGACCUAUACAAUGUUUCUCUUCGUUUUCGUCUGCUAAGACAACAUGGAUAUAAUGUUUCAUCUGAUAUAUUCAGCAAAUUUAAAGAUGCAAACGGUUACUUCAAGGAAAGCUUAAUUGUUGAUAUCUUGGCUAUCCUAUGCUUGUAUGAGGCAACACAUCUUAGGGUUCAUGGAGAAGAAAUACUAGAAGAAGCUCUUGUUUUCACCACCACCCACCUUGAAUCAGCGAUAAGUGGUGUAAGCUAUCCACUAGCUGCAAAAAUAUCUCAAGCCCUAGAGAGGCCUCUGCGUAGAGGUGUAGAGAGGUUAUGUGCCAGGAAUUACAUACCAAUCUACCAGGCCACGACUCCGCAUAACGAAACCUUACUGAAACUUGCGAAGUUAGAUUUCAAUCUGGUUCAAUCUUUACACAAAGAGGAGCUUAGUGAGCUUUCAAGGUGGGCGAAAGAACUAGGCUUUGAAAAGAAUCUUCCUAGCGUAAGGCUUAGGAUUGUGGAGGCUUUCUUGUGGAUGGUGGGAAUGUAUUUUGAACCCCGAUACUCGGUUGGAAGAAUAAUCGCAACAAAACUGGGUUUUCUAGCUAUAAUAUUGGAUGAUAUCUAUGAUGCAUGUGGUACAUUCGAAGAACUCAAGAUACUUCGUGAAGCAAUUGACAGGUUUGAUGUCAACUAUUGCAUGAAUGGUCUACCACGAUACAUGCAAGUAUUCUAUCAUUCACUUUUGAAGACUAUGAAUGAAGUUGAGGAAGAGCUAGAAAAGCAAGGAAUAUCAUACCGAGUCCACUACGCAAAACAAGUUUUGAAGGAUAUAGCUAGAGACUACCUUGUUGAGGCCCAAUGGCUCCAUGAAGGAUGUACCCCAUGCCUGGAGGAGUAUAUGCAUGUCAGAGUGCCUUCUGUUGGUGCUUGUCUGACUAUAGUCUUUUGUUUACUUGGAAUGGAAGAAACUAUUACCAAGGAAACAUUUGAGUGGAUUUUGAAGUACCCUAAAAGUGUUUGGGCUUCAAGCCUUAUUUUUAGGCUCAUGGAUGACAUUGUGGGGAGUAAGUAUAAGAAACAAAAAGGGGAUGUUGCUUCUACUAUUGAGUGUUACAUAAAGCAAUAUGGGGUCUCCGAGAAAGAGACUAUCGAUGUGUUUAACAAACAAAUUGUGGAUGCAUGGAAGGACAUGAAUGAGGAUUUACUUCGACCAAAUGUUGUGCCAAUGCGUGCGCUUAAGCUCAGUGUUAAUUUUGCAAGAGUUUUUGAUCUCUUUUACAAAGAAGAAGAUGAACUCACAUAUGUUGGGAAAGUAGCAAAACGGUCUGUUGCUGCACUUUUUGUUGAUCCAUUGCCACUCGAAUGAAAUAUGCAUGGAUAUAUUCUCUAGUGUAGUACGUACAUGAGAGUAUUGUCUUUUACUCUCUUUCUCAAUAAUUAGAUGAUCUUUGUGCUUGAUCUGUCUUGUCCACUUUUUAAUAUUUUUACAUGUAAUUCAACCGGAUAAAUCUAAAUUAUAUUACAUGGAUGUAAGCAACAACUAUUUGUUGUGGGUGUGGUACUCUUUCCGAGUCCCUUUGUGGAAAGGUUUUGAUGAGGCCACUAUGUACCCAUUCCAAUUAUAUUAUUUGAUCAAAAAUAAAUUAGGGUGGUGCUAUUCACACACCCAUUUUCUCUA